AUGGUUGAAGUUAGUCUGCUUUGGUUUUGCUUUAAAACUGUACUUUUCUAACAUCCAUCACAGUUAUCUUAAAGAAUUACAGAAUAACAUGGAAUUGUUCAUAAAAGUUUACCGUCGCUUUCCGUCGUCUCUGCUAGAAUUGUCAAAAGCAGUGACAGAUGUAGUUGAUUAUCUAGCAAGUUUUUUGGAAUAUUUGUUUCCAGAUUUUGGCGCAAUAUAAAAAUGUUGGAAAAGGUGGCUAAAGAUUACGCGGCGUAUUUUAAACUAGAUGUUGAAGAUGGAUUUCAAACAGUACGAGAUGUUAUUGACAGCAUGAUAACUAGACUGGAAGAAUUAAAUAGUGUCGUGCACAUGAUAAAGUUAAAAAAUAGUGAUUGUAACGCAGCUGUAACAACAGACAUUAAUAAAUACAGAGCAGAAAUCACAAUAUUGUCUAAAAAAAUUGUUACUUUAAAUGAAGUAGUGAUAACAUUGCAGCAAAACAUGGAUAAAAUAGAAAAACAAGUUGAAAAGGCAGAGUCACACUUUGGUAUAAAUAAUGAUAGUAAACUAACAAGUUUACUGAGGCCUUUUUUAAAAAGAAAUCGUGAAACUCCAACUGUGUCUGAUGAAAUUCCCAAUUUAGAAACACUUUCUAUAACUAGUGUUAUGCAUAAUUUUGAGGAUAAUAUAUCCUGAUAUUACAAUACCUUAAUUUGUUAUACUUGAUAUGUUAACAUAGUUUGUUGUUAAGUAUUUAAUAAAAAACCUUUUAAAGAAA
This is a messenger RNA of Papilio polytes (common Mormon), 760 nucleotides long. RefSeq lists its product as uncharacterized. The record is from RefSeq and is a predicted model, not a curated record. The coding region runs from base 223 to 678 and encodes 151 amino acids. The transcript has a single exon. Lineage: Eukaryota; Metazoa; Arthropoda; Insecta; Lepidoptera; Papilionidae.